UCAAGGACUGAGAAAAAAAUGUGUGUGGUUUCUCAUGGAUGACUGUACUGCUACUGUUUUCUUCCCAGGAAAUGACCUUGGCUCUAAAAAGAACACUCCACUCUUCAUGAUAAAAUGGCAGCAGUGAAGACCCCCAGCAGAGAACUGAAGAAAGCCCAGGAACCAUUUAAUAAUGUAUCGCCCCUCCUUUUGAAGAGCCUAGUGGAGGAGCCCAAGAAAAGAAGGGAAGUGCCCAAUCACCUCCUAGAAUCAAAGGUUUAUGCAAAACUUCUGAAUAAUAAGGUUGUACAAGCAAAGCCUGGCAUACUGCACUUUGGAGGCUAUCACGUAGGAAAACAACACCAGCAGAUUCUGCACCUGGUCAAUGUCUCCGAUGAGGACAUACAUGUUCAUAUUUUACCCCCGCAAACCAAAUACUUUCAGAUCAAGUAUGUGAAAAAGGAGCAUCGCCUUGUCCCUGGCUUGUCCCUCACAGUCACCGUCACGUUUUCUCCAGAUGAGUGGCGAUACUAUUACGAUUGCAUCCGUGUUCACUGUAAGGGUGAUGACACAUUGCUGAUCCCCAUCCAUGCCUAUCCUGUCAUGAACACACUGGACUUUCCCUCAUUUAUAAAUCUAUCCAAUGUCCUACUUGGUGAGAGCAAAAAAUACGUUAUUCCUUUGCAGUGCAGCUGCCCUGUAGAUUUCGAGUUCCAUAUUGCUCUGAUCCAGCCUCACCAAGCCUUUACCAUCAAGCCACUAUCAGGGAUAAUCCCAGCUAACGGGAAGAUGAACGUGACUGUCAAGUUCACGCCCUGUCAGUACGGGACGGCCCAAGUAAGAAUGCAGCUGUGGAUUUCCCAGUUCAACUCUCAGCCCUACGAGUGCGUCUUCACCGGCACGUGCUGCCCCAACAUGGCGUUAAGAUUAGAAGAAUUUGAAAGAUUAAAUAUUCUUUCUAAGAAAGUAGACAUUCCUGCAGAAAAGUCAAUGACACAGAUAAAUUUUCACCGACUGCCAGCAAAGUUAAAACCUCCAAAGAUUAAGGAAAUUGAAUAUCAGAACUUGAGAUUUCCAGUAAAUUUAUCAAAUCCAUUUGCUGUGGCAACUGUUUUAAACCAAGAACCAGGAAAAUUGAAGAUUAAAGAAUUAAGAGAAGUUUUGGACCAAGGCAAUGAGGUUUCAAAAACAAGGCAGAUGAAGGAAGCACUGUUUGAACAGAAAGUCAGACAGGACACUGUGGAAGAGAUUGAAAAUCACCUGAAAUGGCGGGUGCACCUUGGUAAAGAUCAUAUGUCUUUUAAAUUUAUAAAAGAUCUUGCCGAUGAGCAGCAAAGAAUAAACGACAAAUACAAGCUAGAUAGAGGAGACCCUGUCUUGGAUGAGGAAUUUCAGCGGCUGAAGACAGAAGUUAACGACAAACGGGUUGUUCACAAUCUAGAAGAGAAAAUCAGGGAAUUUCAUCCUAAUUUUGACCCACUUACGAAUAACACUUGGGUCAGCAGGUUCAGGACGCAAAGACGGAUUCAACAAGCAGCCCGCAAGAUCAUGGUUCAUCGGCGAUUACUUAAAAUGCUGGACGCUAUUCGUUCCAUGGACAAAGAGGUCAUAUUGAAAAGGCUCCAGCUUGAAAGACAAUCGAUAAUACAAGACAAGAAUCCCUCCAAAUACCUUCUGCUGCGGACCAGUCAAGAUGAUUAUUCUGGCCGGUUCUCUGUGUCACCCAAGCAAGUGCUGCCCUUCGCCUUCCCAUCCCACAGUCCUCCCCAGGGCUCCGAUGAGUUGGCUCCUGAUGGCCUUGGACCCGUCCCAAUUAAAUCUUCAGACGUUCACAUCAAGCACAGCCACUCCUUCUUCAAUCUGCAGGUUCCUCAAAAGUACAAACUUAAGGGGUAUCAGCCAUUCUCUGUCCAGAGGUCUUCAACAACUUAUAGACCCCAGAAACUUGCUCGAGCCCUGAAACAAGGAGCUGAGGAUGAAGCCACCACCGUGAUAACCCUACCAAAGCAGGACGACACCCCUCAGUUCCCGGGCAAGACCUCAAUCUUGAACAUGAAACCACCUGAGGCCUUAGCCGUGUCUCCAGACUAUGACCCACUGUAUAUCUUUAAUCCCAACCCAGGAUUAUUUGCUGUGAUGCCCUCUCUGACCUACGCAGAAACCGUGAUAGACUACCAUCUGUGCUCUCACCCCAAGUACAAGUUCACCAAGGAGUCCCACGUCGGGUCCAGCAUCCCUCUCACCCAAAAGCAGUUUCUCCAUCACACGGACAUUAUACCCGGAAUAAUGCACUGGAAGAGGUUCCAGCCCCUGGCUCUCUCAUCUCUGCCCGAGACCUCCAGGACAGAGACAACACAGAGCUGUGACUCCCUCAACUCAGUUAUGCUUCCUAUAGAUGUCCCUGCUGUUCUGAAAGCCUUACCAGAAGAAGACAGAUUGGAAACAGUCGAACGUGAGCUCUAUGAACAAAAUACAGAAGUUAUGCUGACCCCAGAAAUGAUCGAAGUGGAAUUCCCUAUGUUGGACCACAAGGACACCAAAAAGGAGAAAGAGGUGAAAGACCAGGCACAACCAAUGGAGAAGGCCGGAGAAAAGGUGCUGGAGGAAAUGAAGAAUCUGCGGGCCAAGGCUCUCAACCCAUACCUGAUUCUAGAAUAA
Miniopterus natalensis is the source of this 2637-nucleotide messenger RNA. It is a transcript of the gene CFAP221, whose product is annotated as cilia and flagella associated protein 221. Gene Ontology annotation, biological process: cilium movement; motile cilium assembly. Gene Ontology annotation, cellular component: 9+2 motile cilium. The record is from RefSeq and is a predicted model, not a curated record. NCBI's taxonomy places the organism in Eukaryota, Metazoa, Chordata, Mammalia, Chiroptera, Miniopteridae.